Molecule: messenger RNA, 884 nt
Organism: Bursaphelenchus okinawaensis
Lineage: Eukaryota; Metazoa; Nematoda; Chromadorea; Rhabditida; Aphelenchoididae
Source: the annotation of a GenBank genome assembly
AUGUUACACUUUAUUUACACGAGUGAUCCUAAUCCUGUGGUCAAAAAGUAUACCGUCUUCAAAGUUCAUGUAUGUUAAACUGUCGUAGUAUUAUUGAAAAACAUGACUCUUUGAUUGAUAAUUUUUUGGAAUUACAACGGUUUUAUAUGUAAUUUAGAUUUUGGCUUUAAAAUUUAAAUACGAACAAAUUUAGGUAGGGGUGUUAAUGCUCGGAGCUUUGUUUUUUGAGUUUCUGAGUAUCGUGACGGAUAUCAAGGUUUUCCACUUUUGCUACGAUUUGAGUACGAACCCGAUAUCGUCGGAGGUGUCUUUUAAUGAGCUUCUGUAUAUCCACUUUGUCAUUCACUUGUUUGCCAUUCUUUGUGGCUUCUAUGGUUGGUGGAUUUGUACUGGUGCAUACAUUGUACCUGUUCUUUUUUCGUCGUUUGGUACUUUAGUGGCUGGCUUGGUGUUUAUUGGUUACGCUUUCAAAAUGCCGUAAGUUUUACUAAUUGUAAUAUUUUGGACGAGCAAUAAGUAAAAUUGUCUUAGAUUCUAAUAUUUUUUGAGUUAUGUUUAAUUUUUGAUCAUCAUGGUCAGGUAAAACAUAGUUUUACAUUUCUGCGACGUUUUCUGUUUGAUAAUAUAUCAGUUAAUUUUUCAGAAUAGAACUUGUAUUGUACGAACAACCAAUAUACGUGGCCCUGAUGUUACCAUUACGAGUGACCUCCUUGAUGAUAAUUUUCUACUUCAUGAUGUUUGCUCGAGAACUGACUGAUAAUCAAAUCUACGAACAAGAAAUCAUCGAGAAUGACGUUAUAUUUCAACUGGGCAAGCUUCAGAUGAUGCACAACUUCAUCUCGUCACAGCACAUGAUCGAACAUCUGAAUGUUAUUUUAAAGUAA